UUUAUAUCGCAUUCGCAAUCUGUGAACUGUGAGAAUUGGAAGUUUAUUUGUGACUGAUACUUGCCAAUCUGCACGUCACUGAAAUGUAUUAUUGGCAAAACUAUUGAAUCGGCAUGAUUGUAAAGCAAAUGUAUCAUUCAUAGGUUUGGAAAACAUUAUCGUGUGACCUGUAUCACUUGCUAUUUAUAAAUUAAAAAUUGCGAGUGCUAUCCUCAUAGAAUCAUAUGGAUCUAUAGCUAUGUGUAUUUCAAUUUUCACAUGGGCCGUGAUUGCGCGGGAGUUUUGAGUUAUCAGAGUGUACUUUUAUGAAGAACAGUGAAUUGUAUUCGUAUCACUGUUGAGCCAGUGUAUUGCGAGUGGUCGUGGUGAAACGGUGAAAGUAACUUAGUAAUGUGGCUGUGCAGUAUAGGUGACGUCGCCAGUGCACCAACCUGCCUAUGCCCUUGUAUGAUUGGCAACACACCAUAGUGUGUGCGAUCGAUAUUCUUCCGUAUUAAGCAAUUCGAAGAAUUUAUACAAUUAAAGUUAAUUAUUCAAGAUGACAUUCACAAUGGAAGAAGGCGGAUUCGGGGUAGGAGACUAUGUGGCUUUCGGGGUUUUGUGCGUUGCGUCCUGCGCUGGUGGGAUGUGGUACAGCGCCGUCGGCUCACGAGCUAAAGCCGUGGUGGACAUCAAAGAUUAUCUGCUCGGAGGACGAGCGAUGUCCACAUUUCCUGUUGCAAUGUCACUUAUAGCCUCGUACGUAUCAGGAGUGACAAUUUUGGGAACACCGGCUGAAAUCUACAACUACGGUACACAGUACUGGCUUGUAGUGGUAGGGGUGACGCUUAGCUGUAUUGUGGUCGCCACAGUAUAUUUACCAGUAUUCUGCACCCUGAGGCUGUCCUCCUCAUAUGAGUAUUUAGAGUUAAGAUUCAACCGCCAUGUUCGAGCUGUGGCAUCGGUACUUUUCCUAUUGGACGAGGUAUUAUUCUUGCCAAUGGUGGUUUAUGUACCUGCGUUGGCUUUUAAUCAAUUGACGGGCUUGAAUGUAUUUGCGGUGGGCGGCGCUAUGGUACUAAUAUGCGGUGUUUAUACAGUAUUAGGAGGUCUCCGUGCAGUUGUUUGGACAGACUCCGUACAGACCGGCAUAAUGUUCAUAGGCGUGGUAUUGGUAGCCUCAGCUGGUACGCUUGCCGUCGGCGGAGUCAAGUCUGUGAUUAGUAUAGCCAAUGAAUCCGGAAGGCUCGAUUUAUCAAACUGGAGCUUUUCUCCGUACGAGCGUCAGACAGGAUGGGGUGCGCUAGUGGGCGGUUUUCUCUACUGGACUUGCUUUAACUCUGUCAAUCAAACUAUGGUGCAACGAUACAUAGCUUUACCUUCUAAACGACAAGCAAUUAUUGCUUUAGGUAUAUUCUGCGUUGGCGCUAUUCUGGCGAUAUCGUUGUGUGUAUGGUGCGGAUUGGCUGCGUGGGCUACUUGGGUCCUCGGCGGCUGUCACCCUGGCGGGGUACCGUUGGUGAAUGACAGACUGCUGCCAGCGUUCGUCACAUAUGUCGCCAAGAUUCAACAUCUACCCGGGUUGGCGGGUGUAUUUCUAGCAGGAGUAUUCGGUGCUGGGCUGAGUUCAUUGUCGGCAGUGCUGAAUGCGUGCGCCCUGGUGGCAGUUGAGGACAUUCUGCAUGGCUGGCUGCGGCUGCGGCUGAAGCCUCUAACAGAGGGACUGCUGGCGCGCUCGGUGACUGCGCUGUUGGCGAUCAUCUCCAUCGUCAUGUUGGUUGUUAUUGCUAAGCUUGGUGGUGUACUCGGUGUAGCAACAGCGCUCUCAGCUAUCGCCGCCAGUGCUACAUGUGGGGUAUUCACCCUUGGCAUGGCGUGUUGGUGGGUAGGACCAAGGGGGGCCAUAUUCGGGGCCAUCGCUGGAGCACUGGUUGCGGGCACGACGUCACUAGGCACGCAGGCCGCCGCCGCCAGCGGCCUUAGGGCGCCGCCGUUAAAUCUAACCGCAGAAUGCGCGGCUAACUCCACCUUUAGCUUUCAAUCUGUGGACCCAGAGACAAUCUUCCCUCUGUUCCGUGUGUCUUACCACUGGAUCGCUCCAUUGGGUUUAUUCUCAACGUUGCUAGUUGGCGCUAUUGUCGGAUAUUUCUUUGACAAGCAUGAUUCUUCUAAGAUGGACGCCGAGCUAUUCACGCCUGUUGUCUGGAGGUGGCUUCCAGCCGACUCCCACGAGAUGGCAGGAGAAACUCGACGUAUUAUGGCCGCUAAAGCGGUCGAUUCACCAGCGCCGUCUGCUCCCUUAAUUCUCAACAGAAUAAAUAAGGUCGAUGUUAGUGAUGAGACCAGUAAAUGAAGUGAAGUGAGGUGAGCUGUGAUAUAAAUAAGAAUGGACUUGUAGUAGUACUAAAAAGAAAUACUUCUUAAAGAAGUCCUUAUAUUUAAUGAUAAAUAUACCUAUAUUUAUCUAUAAAAUGUUGUCAAAAUAUUGUAUUGAGGUGCUAGAUUUAAUAAAUAAAAUCAUAGGUAAAUAUAUACAAUUUUCAAAACUGUCUAAAAAAAUAUUUAGGUACACUUAAUAUUUAUACUACUUAAUUAUUAACUUAAUAGUUAAAUUUACAUUGACGUACAAAUUUUUCAGUUCGAUUUAUGACCAGUAAAUGAGAAAAGAAUGAUACUGUUUUGACUUUUAAUUAAAUUAUAAGAUGUUU
Molecule: messenger RNA, 2687 nt
Organism: Galleria mellonella (greater wax moth)
Lineage: Eukaryota; Metazoa; Arthropoda; Insecta; Lepidoptera; Pyralidae
Product: sodium-coupled monocarboxylate transporter 1-like
Exons: 13
Coding region: 539-2332 (597 amino acids)
Biological process (GO): sodium ion transport; transmembrane transport
Cellular component (GO): membrane
Molecular function (GO): symporter activity
Source: RefSeq, a predicted model, not a curated record